Molecule: messenger RNA, 5677 nt
Organism: Bradysia coprophila
Lineage: Eukaryota; Metazoa; Arthropoda; Insecta; Diptera; Sciaridae
Gene: mon2
Product: Mon2 homolog, regulator of endosome-to-Golgi trafficking
Source: RefSeq, a predicted model, not a curated record
CAGUACAGCACGACAAAAUAUUGAAUAAUAAAAAAAAAAUCGAAAACAAAAUUUCUUCGCAAAUAUAAUUUGUCAAUUGUUUUUUGCGUGGAAUAUUACCGCAAAUAAUUAAAAUAUUUCCAAAUUUUGAGCUAAAUACAGAAGUUAUUAAAGUACAUAAGAACCCGUAUUCGUAGUUGUUAUUGUCACGUGUCAAAGGCACAAAUAAAGUUUUUCCUACUGAACAAUUAAAAACUAGGUGACUGCAUUUCUAAUGAAUUCGAUUUGUUUCUUUUUCUUUCUAUAAAUAAACAGUGAAGUGUUACAAAAAAGUGCAAAUAAAUCAAUUUUUUUAAGUUUUUGACUUGCAAGUGUUCAACUAAUUAAUUUAUGUGUUUACUGUGAAUAAAAAUAAGCAGAAAGAAAAGCAAUUUAUGGGUGUGUUCGGUGCCUAGGAGUAAUAAGAAUAUAAUGUCGUUUGUAAGUGGCACGACGGGAAAUGAAGCAGCCCAAAAGUUUUUGGAGGUGCUUCAGUCGGACUUUAAGAAUCUCGGCAUCGAGACCAAAAAGAAAUAUCCACAAAUCAAAGAGUCAUGCGAAGAGGCAAUAAUGAAGUUGAAAAGUGCGGCAGCAAAUCCGCAGACCCCAGUUUACUAUGUGGUUAAUCAAAUACUGUACCCUUUGGUACAAGGUUGUGAAUCAAAAGACCUGAAAAUCAUUAAGUUCUGUCUUGGUAUGAUGCAACGACUGAUUACACAACAAGUGGUUGAUCAAAAAGGUGCCAGGUACAUAACGGAUACGCUCUGGAUGUUAAUGGAACACAGCAUCGAAGAAGUGAAAGUACUUCAAACUGUCACAUUGCUACUGACAACAAAUGCGGUUGUUCAUGGCGAAACACUAGCCAAAGCGUUGGUGCUUUGUUUUCGAUUGCAUUUUACGAAAGAUUCGACAACCAUAAAUACGGCUGGCGCAACCGUACGUCAAUUGGUGUCGUUGGUGUUUGAAAGGGUUGUUGUUGAAGAGACGGGAAGUGGUGAAGUGGAAAACAGAGAAGUUAACAUCGAAGAGUUAAAACUGGCAACCAGCGUUGCACCGAAGGGCUUGAAACCUUGCGCAGCCGAUGCAUAUCUUCUAUUUCAGGAUUUAGUUCAACUGGUGAACGCUGAUCAACCGUAUUGGUUACUCGGAAUGACCGAAAUGACACGAACAUUUGGACUCGAGCUGCUCGAAACGGUUCUGACAUCAUUCACAAGUGUUUUCUUCAAAAAUCCCGAAUUCUCUUUUCUGCUAAAAGAACGUGUGUGUGCAUUGGUCAUCAAACUAUUUUCGCCAAACAUAAAAUAUCGUACAAUGGUCUCACCGAACGCUCAGCAAGCGGCUCCGCAUGACAAACCUUAUUUUCCUAUUAGCAUGCGACUGCUGCGCGUUGUGUCGAUCCUAAUACAAAAGUAUCAUUGCUUAUUAGUCACCGAAUGUGAAAUUUUCCUAUCACUGAUCGUCAAGUUCUUGGACCCGGACAAACCAUUGUGGCAAUGCUCAUUGGCUUUAGAAGUAAUACAUAAAAUGACUGUACAACCGGAUCUGUUGACGUCGUUCUGUCGCUGCUAUGACUUGAAAGAUCAUGCCACGAACAUAUUCCAGGAUAUCAUCAUCUCAUUGGGAGCAUUCGUACAAACAAAUGCCGCACAAUCACAAUCACAAACUCUGAUGGGUGGACUUCCCGUUGGGCCUGGAGUAUCACCACAGCCAGGAUUUCUGUUUCGUGGAGUAUGGUUGCCAUUAGUCGCAACUUUCCCGAUAGGCCAGUCAAAGUCCACUUACGUUGAGAUGUUAGACAAAAUGGAACCACCAACUAUACCAGAUGGUUAUGGAAUUUCUAUUGCAUACGCUUGUUUGUUGGACAUUGUGCGUUCGAUAUCGCUAGCUAUCGAAGGACCGUCCACGUUGGGCGAGGAAAAAGUUCCUCCGUACAAAGACCGAGUAUCGGAAGAAAACCGAACACUUCACACUCAACUCAUUACAUCCAGUUGGUGUGGUCUUCUAGCUGCAUUAACUCCAUUAAUUGACGCAGCAACUGAUGAAUCAGUUACCGAAAACGUGCUAAAGGCAAUGCAAAACUACGCUGCAUUAUGUGGAUUACUUGAACUGCAUACGGCUCGUGAUGCAUUCAUUACGGCUAUUUGUAAAUCAUCGUUGCCACCCCAUUACGCAUUGUCCGUUCUGAAUAUGGGAUAUCAAAUGGCCGGUGUCAAAAUGCAUUCGAGGACAAGCAGUCAGGACUUGGGCAAUCAAUACAUCGCACAGUGUGGAGAAAAUGAUUUUCGUCAUCAGGUUGUGGCUGUCGGUACGCCGCUACCGUCUCUACCAAUUGCAGGCGCUCAACAAGGUCCGGUAAUGCUUACAGCGAAAAAUCUGCAUUGCAUGCGAACAUUGCUACACUUAGCGCACUGUCAUGGUAGCAUACUCGGUACCUCUUGGCAUAUUGUGCUGGCGACGCUUCAGCACUUGGUUUGGAUUUUGGGUUUGAAACCGUCCACUGGCGGAAGUCUACAGGCAACACCCAAACCAACAAUUGAUACCAAUGCCGGAAUCACAACAGCCGUAAUGGCCGAUUUGCCGGUUCUUUCUCAAAUGCUUAGUCAACUAUUUGAGUCGAGUCAAUUUUUGGACGAUGUUGCUUUGCAUCAUCUGAUCGAUGCGCUGUGCAAACUGUCCCAAGAAGCAAUGGAACUGGCAUAUUCGAACCGAGAACCGUCUCUGUUUGCUGUGGCUAAGCUACUGGAAACCGGUUUGGUAAAUUUGCCACGCAUCGAGGUUCUUUGGCGGCCACUUACCAAUCAUUUGUUAGAAGUUUGCGGCCAUCCACACAUCCGAAUGAGAGAAUGGGGUGUGGAAGCAAUUACUUAUUUAGUCAAGGCGGCCUUACAAUUUAAAUACGAAAAACCGCUGAAGGACAACUUGACCUUGCAAACGUUGCUGUUGAAUCCAUUAGCUGAACUGUCGUCCGUCCCGCACGGAGAUGUGCGACAACGUCAAUUGGAAUGUGUCCUACAAGUUCUAAACGGAGCGGGCGAAACAUUGUCCCAUGGCUGGCCGUUCGUUUUGGGCAUUAUCGGAGCGGUGAAUGAUCAUCACGGAGAAUCACUAAUACGAAUUGCAUUUCAAUGUCUGCAAUUGGUUGUCACGGACUUUUUGCCCGUAAUGCCAUGGCGAUGUUUACCGUUAUGUGUGAACACUGCAGCAAAAUUCGGAUCCCAAACACAAGAACUUAACAUUUCACUUACGGCUGUUGGAUUGAUGUGGAACAUCUCCGACUUCUUUAAUCAAAAUCAGGAAAAAUUGUCUCAAACUCUGACUGACGAUUCCAAUGUUUUGCCUGACUUUCCGGGCACACUGAAUAUGCCACAAUUCGACAAGUUGUGGAUGUGUCUCUUCGCUCGGCUUGGUGACCUGUGCGGUGAUCCGAGACCAGCGGUAAGAAAAUCUGCUGGCCAGACGCUUUUUUCCACCAUUUCGGCACACGGAAAUCUGUUAAACCCCCCAACAUGGCAAGCAGUUCUAUGGCAAGUAUUAUUCCCACUACUGGAUAAAGUGCGAAAAUUGUCGAGCUCGGCAAGUAGUGAAAAGGUCGACACAAGCGGAAAUAUUUUGAUUCACCACUCACGCAACACCGCACAAAAGCAGUGGGCAGAAACGCAAGUUCUAACGUUAUCGGGAGUGUCGAGAGUUUUCAAUACGAAACGACAACUGCUGCAAAUGUUAGGUGAUUUCCCUCGGGCUUGGUCACUCCUCUUAGAAUUUAUUGAAAAUGCCGCCCUCAGCAAAAGUAAUGAAGUGUCACUGGCUGCGUUAAAAUCAUUCCAAGAGAUUUUGUAUAACAAACCUGACGACACCACUGAUGGUACACUGGAUAUGAAUGUGCCGAUAGUAGCAACAAAAGCAGAGCCGGUGGACAGCAUUGACAUUUGGAAUGUUGCCUGGAAAGUGUGGCUAACGAUCGGAACUGAAAGUACUCGUCCGCCAGAUAAUCUGCCCGAUAAAUCUGACGAGAUUUAUAUACCGAGUCAAGCAUUUUUGACGGCAUUGGUGCAAAUAUUUCCAGCGCUCUUCCAACACAUUCACAUAAAGUUCAAUGAGACCGACCUAAACAAACUGUGUGCAGUGUUAAUGAACGCUGUUGCAGUUCCUGUACAUAGCGAUUCAACUCCGUACAUUAUGUCAACUAUAUCCGAUUCUCUGUUAACUCCGCUACAUGAUGGAGUGCUGGACUGUAUGGAACUAUUGCAAAAGGAAGCAAUGUCAAACAAAUCAAAUUUAAAGCCAAUGCUUCCGUCAAUUUUCAAUCAACUGCUAAGCUUUAGUAAAUUUGCUUGUGUACCUCCAACAUUUGAACGAGUAGAAACAAGGCCAAUGAAAUCGAAUCGAACCCAAUCGCAUUCAACCGUUGAAUGGGUCAGUAUGAAUUACAUUCCAUUCGGCGAAAAAUCUCUGACGGUCGCAGUAAAACUGUAUCAACGAACGGCCAGUGAAGAAACGGUCAUAGAAGGGCACAUUUUGCACGAAAUUAUCAAAGCGCUGUCGUUGCCUUUGUCGUUGAAAUACAAAUGCAUGGCAUCAUCAACGUGGAAGCUAGCAAUUAAUAGUCUAAUAUCUGUGCUACACACCGGUCUUCAGGUGGCUCGAUCGAAUCCGAGUGGAUUUAGUGGCAUGUGGCUGGAUUUAUCCGAGACGAUCGAUAAAUUUUUGUUCCCAUCAAGUGUUUGCACCAUCGAAGAUCGUGGUAUCGACGAAAUUGUUCUGGACGAAACAAUUGACUGCCAGGUCAUCGAAUUGUUGCGGGAUGAAGUUCUGCCACAUUCGCAUGAAAUUCCGCACCAGUUCAUCUUGAAUGUUGUUGUGAUUUUAAACAAAGGCUCGAUACAUUCGGCCACAACGUCGACGAUUGGUUGUGAUUCGGAUUUGAAGUUACGCGAGGAAUUCGCCAAAACGUGCUUUGAGACGUUGUUGCAAUUUUCGCUGCUGGACGACAGUAGUAACAACAACAAUAACAACAGUAAUACCACCGAAGGCGGAGUGGCAGGACGUUUGGCUGUGACGGCAUUGCUUCAUCGCUUUCAGGAAGUGCUGAAAAAGUUCAACGAUGACGAACGACAGAGUGGAAAAUGUCCAUUGCCUAGGUACCGAUUGUCAGAAAUUUCAUUCGUUUUGAAGGCCGUUGCAACCCUUAUCAUUUCGAUGAAGAAAGCACCACCCGCCAAAGUUGGACGAACCGCUUGGGAACAAUUAAUUGGUCUAUAUCAAUACCUAGUUGACUGCACCACAACCAAUUCACCGGAAGUGUCUCGAUCUCUUCGCGAAGCACUGAUGCAGUACAGUGAUCUACUUUCGCCGCCCUCCAAUGCAACAAACAUUACAAACGGUAGUCAUUGCUAACAGAGCCGAUCAAUUGCCAGUAGAUUAGCGUAGGUCGCUGAUAUUGCAUGAAAUAAAAAUUUGAACCUUUUUUCAAUUUAUGAAAGGGUUUUUCCUUCAAAGAAAAUCAAACAAAACAAAAAUUCGUAGAGAAAAUAAUAAAAUUUUAACACACGCCAAACGGUCUAUAGUUGGAUUUACGUUUGGAUUACCAUACACACAACAAUGUAAGACGAGAUAAUGUCAUUCGGAUGCAUUGGCCGCAACGACGGCAUAUAGUUCUUUU